CCUGGACCGGGACGCGGACCCGGUCCCGGCAUGGACCAGACCUUCCUCCGCUGGAAGGUUCGGACCCUGACCCGGCUGGACCUCAGCAGGAAGGGCAGCGUGGACCAGGACGUGGUUCCGCUGGUGGACCUGAUCAACCGAACCGAGCCGUUCUUCACCACCAGCUCCUGCUCGGGCCGGAUCAUCCUCACGGAACCGAACCCGGACUCGGGCCAGGUCAUCCUAACGGAACCGAACCACGGGGUCCAGAAGCAGAACCUCGUCUGGCUGCUGGUGUCGCAUCAGAAGGUCUCGGCUGAGGACCUGGUCUCCGGUCUGGGACGCUCCACCGGAGACGCCGUGCUGAAGUUCGAACCCCUGGUCCUGCAUAUCCAGUGCCGGAGGCUGGAGGACGCCCAGCUGAUGCACUCGGUAGCUGUCAACUCCGGCUUCAGGAACUCUGGACUCACGGUUGGGAAGACGGGGAAGAUCAUCACGGCGGUCCGCAGCACCCACGGCCUGGAGGUCCCUCUUACGCGCGACGGGCGGCUGCUGGUGGGACCCGAGUACGUCCACUUCCUGGUUCAGGCAGCCAAUCAGAAGCUGGAGGAGAACCGGAGACGCAUCCAGCGGUUCUACCAGAACCUGCAGGCGGCCCUCGCUCCAGGACCAGGACAAGGACCAGAACCAGGAACAGGACCAGAAACCGGACCGGAGGACAGGAAUUUCACGCAGGUGUACCAGCGAAGGAGGAGGCGGGGCCGCCAGACGGACUGUAAACAAGGCGACGGGGGCCGCCAGGCCGACCGUAACCACGGCGAAGGGGGCUGUGAGCUGGACAUGGAGGACUGUCUGGACCUGUUCAGCUAACCGGGCCCCAGAACCGGGUUCAGUUCCAGAACCGUCCGAAUCUAAAAACCUCACAACAUCAAUAAAUAUGAAUCUUUUUGUUUCA
Messenger RNA from Cololabis saira (Pacific saury), 934 nucleotides. It is a transcript of the gene tyw3, whose product is annotated as tRNA-yW synthesizing protein 3 homolog (S. cerevisiae). Gene Ontology annotation, molecular function: tRNA methyltransferase activity. The transcript has 6 exons. Gene Ontology annotation, biological process: tRNA methylation. Lineage: Eukaryota; Metazoa; Chordata; Actinopteri; Beloniformes; Belonidae. Gene Ontology annotation, cellular component: cytoplasm. The coding region runs from base 31 to 849 and encodes 272 amino acids. The record is from RefSeq and is a predicted model, not a curated record.